Messenger RNA from Portunus trituberculatus (swimming crab), 3006 nucleotides. Its product is annotated as nose resistant to fluoxetine protein 6-like. Gene Ontology annotation, molecular function: acyltransferase activity, transferring groups other than amino-acyl groups. NCBI's taxonomy places the organism in Eukaryota, Metazoa, Arthropoda, Malacostraca, Decapoda, Portunidae. The coding region runs from base 408 to 2588 and encodes 726 amino acids. The record is from RefSeq and is a predicted model, not a curated record. The transcript has 17 exons.
GCUGGUCUCUGAGCCUGAAAUCUGUCCUGAAGCGCACCGCCACCACCUGUGUACUGCAUUUGUGAAAGUGGUUCAAGUGAAGUGACACGGGACUAUAAGAUUUCUCUGAUUGCUCUAGUGAUAGAUUAGCAAGAUUUCCACUUCAUUACAAGGAGAAACAGCCUUGAAAACCGCCUAUUUAUCCCGGUCACCGAUGAAAAUAGUGGUGGUGGGAGCGGGAAGUGUUUCGAAACAACACGAGUCACUAAUGGUGGCCAGCGUCAGCAUGCAGGAAGUGGCAGGAGGUCUGUAGACUCCCCCUGCAUUCCCUGGAGUGCCAGCAGUGCCUGUGGCUUUGGAAAGUGAACUGAUACACGUCCGUUGGCGGCGCCGACCAUGUGCGGCAGGUGGCGGGAGAUGUGGCCGCCAUGCACCUCCCCCUGGCCGUGUCUCCCUCCAGCCCCUGCGGGAGGGCUCUGGGGGAGAUGGCCACAGCCCUGGUGUCCAACUUUUCAUCCUCUACCAUGUGGGCCAAGUACAUGGUUGACUCGUGGGGCAAGACUUCGGACGGUUUGUACCUGAGUAACCCGUUCUACGGCUUCUAUGACGAGUGUGUCACCGCCGCCUCACCUCACAACAAAAUCAGGGGCAAAUUCUGCAGGAUUAUCUUACUUGACAUCACAGAGGAUGAGGCGGGCCGGAGUAGAGAAGCAGAGGCACCCACCCCACCGGACACAGACCCAGCCGCUGAGUACCUUGACUUCCUCCGCCAACACGUUGGCAAGCCGAACCUGGCGCUGCUGGGGAGCCUGGCACGGGAGCCUCGGAUGGGUGCACUGCCUGCGGUGAUGCCUUACGGGAAUAUGGUGUACGACACAUGUAUGCCGGAUGUGUGCACCAAGGAGGAGCUGCAGAACAGCCUCCUUGGAGUGUUGCCGCUGCAUGGAGUCUACCCGUCUGUGCUGUCAUGUGGUGUGUACGAUGAACGAGUGGAAUUCACUGAUGCGGAUGUUGGAUUCAUGGCUCUGGUGAGCUUCCUGCUUGGCCUGGUGGUCUGUGCCUCAGUGGUGGACAUCUACCUGCACUACACCGACAGACAACACCUGGCCAAAGGUGUGCUUCGUUACCUGUUGGUGUUCUCUGCCUACACCAACCUGGCCAAGAUACUCCAGGUGAAUCCCAAGACCAGUCCGGGGAACAUCACCUGCUUACAUGCAAUGAGAACACUUUCAAUGUUUUGGGUGAUUUGGUGUCACCAGCAGUUUGUACCUUUUAAUAAUAUGGGUAAUGUCCUGCUGUUUCUAAAGAGCUUCCAGAACAUCCUGUGCCAGACAAUUAUGAACGGCUUUCCCAGUGUGGACACUUUCUUCUUCCUGAGUGGGCUGCUCGUCACCUACAGUUUGUUGAGGCAGGUUAAGAAGACCAACACCUUCAAUCUGCCUCUCUUCUAUGUGCACAGAUACGUAAGGCUGGUGUUCCCCAUCGGUCUGACGGUGGGCCUGUUUGCCACUGUGAUGCGAUUCAUGGUGACUGGUCCCUUGAAGUUCAUGUGGGAUAGUUCAAUCUAUGCCUACUGUAAGGACUUCUGGUGGAGGGACCUGAUCUUCGUGGACAACUUCUACUUUGACAAACCUCUGUGUGUGGGGCAGGCGUGGUACCUGGGGACUGACAUGCAGCUGUACCUGGUGGCUCCACUUAUCAUCCUCCCUCUUUACUUCACCAAAAAGUUUGGCAAGGCGUGGCUGUUCCUGCUGACUGCUGCGUCUGCCAUCGUUCCUGCUGCACUCAUUUACCAAUACGACCUUCCUCCUACGUCUAUUAGUAAUCCUUUAGUCACGCAGGAAAUGACCACUGACUACAUGAUGAAGAUUUAUACUCCACCCUGGACACGUGCUAGCCCGUGGUUGGCUGGUGUGUGGCUUGGCUACAUCUUCUACAAGCAAGACAACACCAGAUACAAGAUGAAUGCUCUGACAGUGUGUGUGGGUUGGACGGUGGCUGCAGUGACGGGGCUGCUGGUGGUGUUCGGCAUGUUCAGCUACAACAGGGUGGUGGUGCCCAUGCCUUACGAGGUGAUGACGCAGGUGGUGUAUGGUGGCGGGCACCGGCUGGCCUGGGCCGCGGCGCUGGCGUGGGUGGUGUUUGCCUGUCACAAUGGCUAUGGAGGUGUGGUGGACGGGUUCCUGUCUCACCCGGUGUGGCAGCCCAUCAGUCGCCUCACCUACACCACCUACCUGCUGGCACUGUCCCUGCAGAGCAUCAUCAUCUACAACACCAGCCAGGGCGGCACAUACUACUUCACACACCUUAACACGCUCAUCUCCACGGUGGGGACGGUGAUGGUGACGCUGCCGCUGGCCCUGCUGAUGUCCCUGCUGGCUGAGUCCCCCGUGGUGGGCCUGGAGCGAAUGCUGCUGAGGCCCAACCACAGCACACCGCGGCCUGCGCCACCCAGUGAAGGGAAGGCUGCCCCACCACCCCCUGCCACUCCCGCCACCCCCGAUGGUGACAUUGCAAAGGCAGACACCACCACCACCACCACCACCACCAAUGGAGUUGGCUUCUAUAACCCUGUCUUCAUUGAGGAGGAGGCGGCCAAGGCAAGCUGAGAUGUGGCUGGGGUUGCAGCCAGUCACUGAAUGAACCCCUCCCCCCACCAAGGAAAAUGUUACUACUAUCAUUACUACUUCUACUACUACUCCUACUACUACAACAACAACUACUACUACUACUACUACUACUACUACUACUACUACUACUACUACUACUACUGCUACUGCUACUACGAAAUCCUUUCUGGUGGCUGGGUGGGGGACUGGCCAGCCAGCCACAGGGAGUCCCCACAGUGGUUGUGAAAUGUUGUUCAUGUUGUUAAGUUGUAACUCAAUCUGUUCUGCUUGCUAAGUGUUACAAUGAGGCUGUACAUAUUGAUGGGAAAACAAUUACUGAGGUCAAGAGAGAGUGCGUCUCAAACUGUCCUGUGGGCUCAGCUGUGAUGCACGUCAUGAAAAAUACUAUUUAUUCUCA